Glarea lozoyensis ATCC 20868 is the source of this 726-nucleotide messenger RNA. RefSeq lists its product as uncharacterized. The record is from RefSeq and is a predicted model, not a curated record. Bases 1 to 726 code for a protein of 241 amino acids. The transcript has a single exon. NCBI's taxonomy places the organism in Eukaryota, Fungi, Ascomycota, Leotiomycetes, Helotiales, Helotiaceae.
AUGGCAGAUGCUCCCUUGUGCUCUUUCGCUCCUUUUCCUCGUCUCCCAAUAGAGCUUCGAAUUUCAAUUUGGGGUCUUGCCUGUGAACCUCGGAUUCUGACCAUGUGUAAAUACUUCUCUCACGACAGAGACACCCAAUAUCUCUACAGCCACGACCCUGUUCCCGCAGUACUUCAAGUAUCUAGAGAAUCGCGCGCCAAUUCUUCGUACGUUGCCGCUUUCAGCAUGGGGAGCAGUCCCCGCUACACUUGGGUCAACUACAAUCUUGACACCAUUCGAAUACACGACUACGCUCUUCGCCAUAUCAAAAGAGAAGAACUAUCACGCAUACGGUUAACGAUACUUGAUGUAGACUGUAAUUCGGAUUUCGACGGCUGGACACAUCAUGACGUCUGCGAGAUGAGCCGUCUAGAGGAGCUUACGAUUUACACUUUUAAUGAUCUCCGAUUCUGGAUCGAGUUAUCUAGUACCUUAUUCUUCACCCUGGACACGAGCUGCCGGAGGAACGAUGGGUGGUCUCGUCCAUUUCUAAUGGUUAUAGAGAGAAAGACUGGAGAACAGCUGGAUUCUCGGAAUUUUGUGGAGAAGUCUGCUUCGCUGAUGCGGCGUAGUGAGAACCAGAGUAUGUAUGGGUGGGGGGAAGAGACCGACCACACUUCAGCAGAGGCAGAGGCAAGGUGGGAGCGAACAAAUUUGGAGCACGCACAGCGCCUCAUAUGGCCAUAG